Messenger RNA from Anguilla rostrata (American eel), 2175 nucleotides. It is a transcript of the gene tesmin, whose product is annotated as testis expressed metallothionein like protein. Gene Ontology annotation, biological process: regulation of DNA-templated transcription. Gene Ontology annotation, cellular component: nucleus. The coding region runs from base 165 to 1754 and encodes 529 amino acids. The transcript is spliced from 12 exons. Lineage: Eukaryota; Metazoa; Chordata; Actinopteri; Anguilliformes; Anguillidae. The record is from RefSeq and is a predicted model, not a curated record.
AUUCCACCAUUCAUAGUCGCCCAUCGCAGGUUGGCACGUGGUUACUUCAAUACAGGUUGGAGCUCGAGUGUACACGCGCAGGAUAAAUCGUUUGUCUUGCGCCUCAGUAACAUGUCGCGUGACAAAAGAUCAAGGUGACUGAAACUUUCGUGUGGAAGAGUGGCAUGGAGAGCUGCAAGGAACAGGAGCAGUCGGUGAUGCACAGCGAUGUGGCUGUGAUGUCCCCCUCCCAAAGCCAUGGCAGUCAGGCUACCCCCCACACCCCAAGUGAGAGAGAGCCAAGCUGUCAUCACAGCAUGGAGAAUGGUGGAACUGGAGCCCGGUUCCACAGUGUGCCUCCACCCAACCCUCAGCCCACACUUUCCCAGUUCCCCUCCGGCCCCUUUGCCGACUUCUCCUUCCUGCAGUCCAGCCCUUUCCAGUUCCCUUUAGAUCCCAUUCCCAGUGUGGGAACCAGGUAUCCUGUUGGCAACACUGGUGCCUCUUGGACAUCUGAGAAGGCGGGCCACUUCAGCAUGAUGUCAGCAGAGCUGUGUGGUGCCAUAGCCAGCAUUAUUCCAGACAGUGAAGAGGAGAAUUCACUGGAGAAGGGCUUCCUCAGACAGGACCAUCUCCCUGAGCAGAGACCCCUGAGCAGGGCAGACCUGUGUCCACCUGCAUCAAUGACUGUGUUUCUGAAGCCCCUUGACCCACCAGAGGAGGGUAUGGUAGUGCCAGGAGCCACUGCAUGCCAGGUCCUCAGGAGCAUCGACAGCGGGCAGCAGAUGGUUCACUGUGAACCCCCUAAUUACAUGCGGUCCAGCUCUGAACCCCGGUUUCAGGGGGAUGUCUCUGAGUUUGGCACCCCUUUCCAGAAAGUGAAUGCGAUCCAAAUGGGCAAAGUGGUGCCCUCCAGUGUUCCAGGACUGUGCCCCGUGCUCCCCCAGCCUUACCUGGCCCCGCCCAGCCUCCCCCUCAUCCGGCCAACAACCACCUUACUCGUCCCACCCACCUCCCUCAACUCCCUCAGCUCCCUCAACUCCGGCUACAACUUCCUGUCUGGGCCGUGCUUCUCUCAGUUCCACCAGACACCCUGUCCUGUGUAUCCUGACAGCCAGCCUAAAAUGUCCCCCGUUCGGUUCUCUGCCACAUACUGGGAUGCAAAGUCAAGGAAGCCCUGCAGCUGUACUAAAUCUCAGUGUCUAAAGCUGUACUGUGACUGCUUUGCUAAUGGUGACAUCUGCAGCAACUGCAAAUGCAUCAACUGCUACAACAACACUGAGCAUGAGUACGAGAGGUAUCAGGCUAUUAAGAUUUGCCUGGACAGGAAUCCAGAAGCGUUUCGGCCAAAGAUCGGCAACGGGAAGAGGGGCGAAAUUAAAGGGCGCCACAACAAGGGCUGCAACUGCAAGCGCUCAGGGUGCCUGAAGAACUACUGCGAGUGCUACGAGGCGAAGAUCAUGUGCUCCUCUAUCUGCAAGUGUGUGAGCUGCAGGAACUAUGACGAGAGUCCUGAGCGGCAGACCGUGGUGUCUGCCGGCAGCAUGGAUCUCCCAGACCCCGGCUUUUACCCCAUAGCCAAAUGCCAGAAGAAGUGUCCUCUGGCUUGUCUCACGCUCAGAGUUGUAGAAACAACAUGUGUCUGUCUUCUGGCUCAAGCUGAGGAGGCCGAAAAGGAGGGCCACACCGAGGCUCAAGCUGAGAGAAUGAUUUUGGAGGAGUUUGGCCAGUGCCUGACGCAGAUCGUCCAGUCAAUAUUCAAAUCCGGGAGCUAGCAAGCCUAGCCUCAUUCAAGGCAAAACAACUGGUCUCUUGACUACCAAGAAAUUGUAUGUAUCUUAUUUGCAUUCAUUUUAUUUGAAUGAUGUAUGCUCUAUAUAUCUAAAAAUGCUAUGUUUAUAGUAUUGCCUUUUUGUUUUAUAAUUGUACCUAAUUAUUUGGUUUAGUUAGUGGACCGUUAUAUUUAUGUAGCAUAGACGUAUUUAUUUACUUCUGCUAAUUUUUCCUGCAAUACUAGUUAAUGUAUAGUAUUUAUCUCAAGUGUAAAAAUGUCUAAGCAUGUUAUUAAAAGUUUGAGGUACUUGAACAAUUUUAUGUAAUAGCAAUUACAAUUGUAAGGAUAAUACAGAAUCUUUCAGCUUGUGAGUUUAUUUUUUUUUUAAAGAAAACAGAGCAAUAAAAAAGACAAUCCUUGCA